This is a messenger RNA of Funneliformis mosseae, 1635 nucleotides long. NCBI's taxonomy places the organism in Eukaryota, Fungi, Glomeromycota, Glomeromycetes, Glomerales, Glomeraceae. The record is from the annotation of a GenBank genome assembly.
AUGGUCAAAUGGAAAAGAGAAAAAGUUCAGGAUCAUAAAUUUGAUUUUGUCGAUGUACAAGAGUUUGAAAAAGAUGAUUUUAUUAGUAAAACAAAGUAUUCAUUUGUAUUUUUCAUAGUAUUAAAAUCAGUUCUAGUCUAUAUUGCUGACAUAUAUAACGCAGGUGCUUUACUAGUAACUGACAAAUGGGCAGGAGGAGUUAAACCCAAAAUUCCAUUUAUUAUAUCAAAAUGGAUUGUUGUAGGUUCCAUAUUUAUUUCAUUCGUAUUAUUAUUACUUGAAGUUAGGAAAGCGCGAUUAAUUGUAGCUUCAAGAGAUAUUUCUUUUGCCUUUACAAGUAUAGUGGCUUAUCGUUAUUAUACGUUAACAAGUUAUGCUCAUUGGUGUUUCUUUCAAGAAAUAAGAAAUCAACAAAAAGGACAAGAUAAAAUCGCUUUCUUUGUAUUUUUUUCUUUUAAAGGAUGGAAACGUUUAUUAUUUUGUGAUGGACCACGUCAAGUAGUUAAUGCUAUGACUUUGUUCACAAUUUUCAAGGAAAAAGGUUUUACUACAAACUUUGCUGCUUAUGGUCCAAUAUUCACGCGAGCUUCAAUGAGCGUCAUUAUUUUCACCGUUUCAGUGUUUUUUAUAUCUGCAUGCUUGUUGUUAUUUGCGUUUCUUUUAUACCUUCCUCUUUUAUGCAAGAUUCGAGGGAAUUUAAAAGAAUACUGUUGUCAUUUAAUUGAUAAGAGAAUCAGCGAACUUCUUAAAAGACAAAAAUAUAAAAGAAUUCAAAAGGAGUCAAAGACCGUGAAUACCCAUUUCGAUGGAUUGGCUCCCACGAUACCAAAUGUUGAUGUUGAUGAUCCAGCUCAAAAUAAAGUACCAUAUAUCACAACUCCACCUCCAAUACACCCAUAUCAUGACCCUCCACCAAUGGUGUUCAACAACUUUGCCGCAAAGCCACCAGCGGACCCAUAUAUAUUGGGAAGACCUAAUGCUCCCCGAAAUCAAGUGCCACAUUAUAAUGUCCCACCUCCUCAAGGGAUUUACACGAAUCAUAAUAAUGGUAGUACAGCAUCUUUGGAAAAUGGUGGCUUUAAUGCUCCGUAUAGAGGUAGGCGCGGUAGUAAUGCAUCACUGGGUAUAGUUCCAAUAUACGAUCAACCUAUUGGAAUGGAAUAUCCCCCAAGACCUGACAGUGGUGGUUAUAACAACGUGGAUCCAUAUGGUGCUAUUUACGAUGAAUAUCAAUAUUAUGAAGAAAACGCUUAUGAUUCUUAUCCAGUGUCUCCGCAAUCUCAACAAUUCCCUCAAAAUAAUUUCGUUCCAACCGAGAAUGCACGAAAACAAAGUAACAAUGCAGUUCCUCCAGCACAACGAAAUCCAUAUCCACCUCGUUCACCUCAUAAAACGCAUUUUGCUCCAACUGAGACUGCACGACAACAAAAUAACAAUGCGGUUCCUCCAGCACAACGAAAUCCAUAUCCACCUCGUUCACCUCAUAAAACGCAUUUUUCUCCAAAUGAGACUGCACGACAACAAACUACAAAUGCGAUUCCUCCAUCACAACGAAAUCCACAUCCAUCUCGUACAACUCAUUCGCAACAAAAAGCACAUUCUAAUGCAAGGUAUCAGCAGAAUCCACAUUAUUAA